UCAUAGUCCAACGUGCUCUUUUAAAUAUAACUUCUGUCCGAUAAGUAUGUCGAAACGUCGAUAAGGUUAGGUUUAUAGGUCAGUGUUACGGACGGAUAGACAUACAACUCGACAUGAAGGCUGCUGUGGUUGUGUGUGCUAUUUCCGCUUUGCUGCAGCUCACGGCAGCAUGCUGCAGCUGCAAAUGCAAGUGCGGAGCCCCCGAGCUCUCCCUGAUCUACCUUGACGCUCCCCCGCCGGCCUGCGCGCCCCCACCCUUAUGCCUGCCGCCACCUCCACCCCUAUACCUACCUCCCCCGCCGCCAUUAUGUUUACCGCCACCGUGCUUGCCUCCACCAGCACCGAUAGUGUACUCAGCUCCGCCAGCGCCCUUACCUCCACCAUGUGCGCCUGCACCUAUGUAUCUGCCUGCCCCCGCCCCGUUACCACCCUGCGCCCCUAGCCCUAUAUACUUGCCAGCCCCUGCACCCCUCCCACCAUGCGCUCCUGCACCUAUAUUCCUGUCUGCCCCUGCCCCAUUGGCUCCUUUACCACCUAUAAAACUUAGUUUACCACCCUGCGCUCCACCUGCUCCUAUAGUUCUACCAGCUCCGGCACCUUUUGCCUUACCACCCCCGUGUGGCUAUGCCCCCCCUUUGCUCCCCCCACCAACUUACCUGCCCCCCUGUGGAUGCGCUGAGCCUAAAGUGACCUUCUUGCCUUAUCCCCCACCAUGUGGGUGUGGAUGUUAGGUAAAAAAAACUGACUUGAUUGCGAUUAUUAUCAAAUCAUUUAAGAAACUCAAUUAUUAAGACGAUUUUUUCGAAUUUUAAUUACCUAUCAUAAAAGAAAGGAGCAUUUCAAAUAUUUGUAUGGAAUUGGGUUUUCGCCCUUCAUAGUUAUAAUAAUAAAAAAUCUAGAAAAGUCACAUCAAGUUAAGUAAAAAUCUUUUCCAUGUCAAUAUCCAGAAGAAAACCGGGACUACGUUUGUAUGGAGAAACGGUCGUCCCCUUUCCUCUUAACAUAUACCUAUAUUCGAAUGAAUCAUGUAUUCCUCAAGGGAUCAAUGAUCACACUCGUAAACCUUUGAAUUUAAACAAAUUUGAAUAGUAAUCAAUUAACUUCUUUUUGUAACAAGUCGCUGAUGCAAAAAUGAUAAUUUAAUACUGAUCGUAACCCAAGAAAAAAAUGAAACCGGGGGGCGUGGACGGAAAAAAGCUAAAAUUUAUUCAAUUAUGUAAAAAAAGACAGAAAUCACUUUUAUUACAAAGUUAGGCGUUUAUAUAACGGUUGAGUUAAAAUAUCAAAAAUAAGGAAUCUUCACAAAAUAUGUUUUUUUAUUCAUGUAUUUUAUGGUGUAUGAUUUUUGAAAUAAAUAAUAUACUUAACUCAA
This is a messenger RNA of Cydia pomonella (codling moth), 1372 nucleotides long. RefSeq lists its product as uncharacterized. The record is from RefSeq and is a predicted model, not a curated record. Lineage: Eukaryota; Metazoa; Arthropoda; Insecta; Lepidoptera; Tortricidae. Bases 114 to 731 code for a protein of 205 amino acids. The transcript has 2 exons.